This is a messenger RNA of Atta colombica, 2306 nucleotides long. Its product is annotated as major facilitator superfamily domain-containing protein 12-like. Gene Ontology annotation, biological process: carbohydrate transport. Bases 577 to 2046 code for a protein of 489 amino acids. NCBI's taxonomy places the organism in Eukaryota, Metazoa, Arthropoda, Insecta, Hymenoptera, Formicidae. The transcript is spliced from 8 exons. The record is from RefSeq and is a predicted model, not a curated record. Gene Ontology annotation, molecular function: symporter activity. Gene Ontology annotation, cellular component: membrane.
UUUAACAUUUAUGGUUGUUCAAAAAUUUAUAAUUUGCGCUGCUUAUUUUGUGCAAAUUAGGCCUGUUCUUUUUGUUGAAUUUUUGACAUGGUUCAUCUCUCUUCUUUUCUCUAUAGAGAAAAAUAGAAAAGAGAUAUACCGUGCGAGAAGUUCAGCUGAAAAGGAUAGGCCUAUUAUUUCAUCCAAUUUGCAAGAUGAAGUUUUACAUGAAGUUUCAGCUUUAUCUUAACAAAUUUAAAAAGAGGAGCAUAGCACUGUGUGUCUUACAAAACGAAAUAAAAAUUUAUGUCGCAAAAAGAAUGCAGGUGAAACAGUCCUUUAAUUACAUUAUUUCAAUAUGUACGCCUUUUGCCGCUCUUCCACAGCGGCAAAAGGCGUACAUAUUGAAAGAAUGAAUCACAUCAAUCACAUGACUGCUCAUGUCUGUCAACGUAACAUCAUUAGUAGCCUACAUAGCCUAAUAGAGGCUUUGAUGUAGAGAUCUUUCCCUUUCAUCUGCAAAAUACCUUCUGAGAAGAAGAAGGACAUAAGUUGCGCUUAAGGCCAACUGUUUAUGUUCGUUAACGAUCUGUCACAAUGGAACCUGGGACAAGCAGCUCGACGGAUGAUUACGUGGAGAUAAUACGGAAAUUGCCUCUUUAUUUGAGAUUAGCCUAUGGCACGGGUCAUGUAUUAAAUGACAUCUGCGCUUCCAUGUGGUUCACCUAUUUACUGGUCUUUUUUCACUUGGUACUUGGAUUUGAUCCGACUCUGGCUGGCGUUGUACUUCUCAUCGGCCAAAUAGCAGAUGCCUUAGUCACUCCGUUUGUUGGUUUUCAGUCUGACAUAAAUGACAACUUUUGGUUGUGCAGAUAUGGCAGAAGAAAAACCUGGCAUUUGUUAGGCACUAUUUGCGUACUAUUGGGAUUUCCUUUCAUAUUCUCGCAAUGUCUAGGCUGCGAAAAUGCACAUCAAUACGCACAGCUAGUUUAUUAUGCUGCUUUUGUAGUGAUUUUUCAAUUUGGUUGGGCAGCGGUACAAAUAUCACAUUUGGCCUUAGUCCCAGAGCUUACGCCUGCUGAACACGAGAGAACUGAACUUAUAGCUGUAAGGUUCACAUUUACUGUCUUCUCCAAUGUUCUUGUUUACUGUAUUAUGUGGGGUGUACUACAUGUAACGAGUGAUGAGUAUGAUACUCAGAUCGGACCUAGUGAUAUUCACAAAUUUCAGAAAGUUGUUUUAAUAGGAAUAGUAAUUGGAUUAGUUACAUCUAUUAUAUUUCAUGUUGUUGUUAAAGAAAGUGCUAAUGGCACUGCUAAUGGUAGCUUUAUGCAUAGGAACGCUAGAACAGCAUCAGUAUUAUUGAAAGAUGUCAGAAUGUAUCAAGUAGCAUGUGUCUAUAUGCUUACACGUCUAUUCAUUAAUUUAUGCCAAAUUUAUAUACCUCUGUACUUACAUGAAUCAUUGAAUAUGCCUGCGACAUCUUUGGCUUAUAUACCAUUGACAAUGUAUCUAAGUAGUUUUUUAACGUCUUUAAUCAUAGAGAGGCUCAAUACAAAAUGGGGACGAAAAGUCGCGUAUUCUAUUGGUGCUUUACUUGCGAUAUGUGCCUGUAUUUGGAUACAAUUUGGUAAUGGUGACAUAUAUGUUAAAUAUCAAAUCUAUGUUGUAGCUAUACUACUAGGUUCUGCUGGUGCAAUAAUGUUAGUGACUAGUCUUGGUGUUACUUCCGAUCUAAUAGGAAAAAAUACUGAGAGUGGUGCCUUUGCCUACGGAAUUAUGAGCUUUACAGAUAAGCUUAGUAAUGGUCUGGUGGUUAUGUUAAUUCAGUAUUUAGUAAAACACUGUUCGUCUGGUUAUGCUAGUUAUUACUACAGAGACAUUCUUACAUAUGUCUGUGGAGUAUCCGCAAUAUUUGCUUUACUGAUGAUUUUAUACAUCAAACCAUUCUCACGUACUACUGUUUUUGAUACGUUACGCAACGAUGAUGAUGAAAGUUUCAUAGAAACUCCAAAUGCAGUUGAUGGAAAUUCCUCUUCAAUUCAAUCUCAAGCCAAUAUACAUUGAUGAUAUAAUAAUACUUAAUUUAAUUUGUAAAUUAAGUACUGUUAUAUAUUACUUAGUUCUAAAAAAAAAAUGGAAUGUAAAGACAUUGAUAAUAUUAAAAGAAAAAGAACAAUACUUGCUCUUGUAGGCUGCAAAGCACACUAUCAGCGCUGUUUAUGUUACACUAUUCUUGUUUCACAUCUAAUCAAAUGAACGAUGACGAUAGAAUGACACAAAUAGCGCUGAUAACGUUUUCUCGAACGUUAUGUGAUAUACAGUAU